Messenger RNA from Aspergillus calidoustus, 1494 nucleotides. NCBI's taxonomy places the organism in Eukaryota, Fungi, Ascomycota, Eurotiomycetes, Eurotiales, Aspergillaceae. The record is from the annotation of a GenBank genome assembly.
AUGACUCCAGACUCCUCUACUCCUGGCAAAGACAUGGCCGAGGCCAAUCCACCCAAGGAGGCCUGGACCGAAGACUCUGAUGGCCAGAAUGUCAUGGCUGUCUUCCGUUCCUACAAUGAAGAGUUUGUCAAGACGACCGAAGCCCAGCUCUGGCGUAAGAUUGACACUCGCAUCCUGCCCCUGAUUGCCCGCCUCUAUGGCCUGCAGGACGACACUGGUGUUCACGGGGCGCACUAUCAAACAGCGAUAUCCCUCUUCUCUGUUGGUUAUAUCCUGAUGCAGCUACCAGCCGCAAUGCUGAUGACCAAGCUUCGUCCGUCUCUCUACCUGCCAUGCUGCAUUAUCAUCUGGGCCAUUGUCAGCGGUUGCACUGCAGCAGUGAGCAGCCCUGCGGGCCUCCUCGUCCUCCGGUUUGUCCUUGGUCUAGUCGAGGCUCCCUUUUUCCCCGGGGCCAUCUUCUUCCUCAGCUGCUGGUACACUAAGCGGGAACUCGGGGUGCGGAUGGCUCUGCUCAUCUGCGGGCUACUGCUCUCCAAUGCCUUUGCGGGUCUGAUAUCCGCCGGAAUCCUCUCUGGUAUGGCAGGGGCUGGUCACUUGGCCGCCUGGCGUUGGCUGUUCAUUCUCGAGGGAAUUGCUACGGUUCUUCUGGGUCUGCUUGCCAUGGUCGUCCUUCCCGACUUCCCAGGGACCAUCAAGUGGUUAACGGAUGCUGAACGUGUGAUUGCACAGGGGCGUCUUGCGGUCGACGCGGGGAGUGCAGACCUGUUGGACGAGGAGAAGGUGCCCAUGGCUCGUGGCAUUGGGCGAGCACUGCGUGAAUACCGCGUCUGGCUGUUUGCCUGCCUCCAAAUGGCAACUACAGCAUCUAUUUCCUUUUCUCACUUGCUCCCGACCCUCAUCCAGGAGAUUGGCUUCGACAACAACACCAUCGUGCUCCUGUUGACCUCGCCCCCGUACCUGUUUGCAUUUUGCUGGGCCUUGGGUUUCGCGUGGUCGGCGGAUCGACUCCAAACUCGUUCGCCACAGUCGGGCUUCUCUCAACUCGUCUCCAUUGUCGGCAGUGUGCUCCUCAUUGCCGUUCCCAAGCACCUGCAGUGGGAACGAUACGCCUUCACCUUCCUGGUAUGUGCGGGAACCUUUGGCGUCUACUCGACCGCCUACACCUGGCUCUCAUCCACCAUUACGCAGCCGCCAGUGAAGCGUGCAGCGGCGAUUGGUAUCGCCAAUACGCUUGCCAACCUGGCCUCGCUGUACGCCAACUACUUUUGGCUGGACAGGUACGGGCCUACAUUCCAGGUGUCAUGGGGAUGUAUUCUUGCGUUUCAGAUCUUGGGAUUGUCUUGUAUUGCUGGCCUCCGCUACUCUUUGCAGCGUGCGAAUCGGCGGUUUGAGCGGCUCAAGGGGGAGAUUGAUAGACAUGAUCUGGUGGCGAUGGACAGGCUGGACGAUGAUGCGCGGCGGGCGAUCCUGGCCGAUUUCAAGUACAUCACGUAG